CCCAACUUCUGUAUCAUGCGCCCAACUCUCAUCAGAGCAGAGACACUCCCUCUUCAAGAAGAAAAAACAGAAUACAGAACAGCUGAACCAGCUCGGUCCUCAGACACGUCUUUAUCAAAACAAGAUGAAAAAGUUCCUGUUGUUGCUUCUCUUCUGUUACGUCUCAUCUCCAGUGAAACACUCAAGUUUUUCUUAACGGCAUCUUCUGGAGUCCCAAACAUGUCGGAGCUUGUGGCUUCUGGACUGGUGGAUGAUCUUCUGUUUUGUUACUGUGACAGCAACAAAAAGUUACUAGAACCCAAACAGGACUGGAUGAAAAAUGUAUUUAAAGACAAUCGUCAGCAGUUGGAGUGGUACACUCUAGAGUGUCUUGAUAUUCUGCCUAACAGAUUCAAACCCUGGAUGGAUCACUUUAAGCAACGCUUCAACCAAACUGGAGGUGUCCACAUUCUCCAGAUGAUGGAAGGCUGUGAGUGGGACGAUGAGACUGGAGAGGUCAAUAGUUUUUUGCAGAAUGGUUAUAAUGGAGAAGACUUCAUAGCAUUCGACCUGAAGACAUCGACAUGGAUCGCUUCAAAACCACAGGCUGUCAUCACCAAACAGAGUUGGGAUGCUGAGAUAUCUAGAAUAAAAUACUAUGAGAUUCACCUCACUCAGAUUUUUCCUGAAUGGCUGAAGAUGUAUUUGGACUAUGGGAAGAGCUCUCUGCUGAGAAAAGAUCUUCCCUCAGUGUCUCUCCUCCAGAAGUCUCCCUCCUCUCCAGUCAGCUGCCACGCUACAGGUUUCUACCCUGACAGAGCCAUGAUGUUCUGGAGGAAAGAUGGAGAGGAGCUUCAUGAGGACGUGGACCUCGGAGAGAUCCUCCCCAACCACGAUGGAUCCUUCCAGAUGAGUGUUGACCUGGACCUUUCAUCAGUCCCAGCUGAAGACUGGAGGAGGUACGACUGUGUGUUUCAUCUCUCUGGUGUGGAGGACGACAUCGUCACCAAACUGGACAAAGCAGAGAUCAGGACCAACAGAGAGAAUCCUUCAGACAGGACCAUUCCCAUCACUGCUGCAGUGGCUGUUCUUGCUGUCGUCGUCCUCGCCACUGCCACUGGAUUCAUUUUUUACAAAAAGAAGAAAGCCAAUCUCCCUCCACAAUCUCCUGACAACAGCUCUGAGCUCUCUGAGAAACUGAAUCCAGAGACCUGAUUUACAAACACAUCCUGCACUGGUAAAGCAGUAAACUCUUCACAUCUCUAGUUAAACAGUUUGUGUGUGUGAUUAAUAUCCUUUCUGUAUUAUAGGUUUAUAUACUCAAACAUUCAGUUCAUAUACUCACUAUAUAACUAUAUAACUCUAUUUGUCCUUGAUCUAGGUAUGCAUAUGGUUUGGGUCUUAUAGAUAAACUACUGUAACAUGUAUGGAACCAUCCCAAUGAAGUAGGGGUAAAUAAAAUGUCCUCUCUGGUGUUUGACAUCUUGACAGCAACAUCCUGAUUAUUUAGCUUAAUUAAAAGAAAAAUGUUGUGUAAAUAUUCUGAUUAUAUAUUUCUUUUAAAGUGUGGUUUUGGUUUUAAGAAUCUCAGCCAACACUCAGCAUGUCAGAUGUUUUUGAUAUUCUCAUAUUUUGUAUUUUAUUUUAGAAUCAUUAAUGUCAAAUAAAAUUACUCUUACAUU
Molecule: messenger RNA, 1661 nt
Organism: Perca fluviatilis (European perch)
Lineage: Eukaryota; Metazoa; Chordata; Actinopteri; Perciformes; Percidae
Product: major histocompatibility complex class I-related gene protein-like
Exons: 7
Coding region: 16-1194 (392 amino acids)
Biological process (GO): immune response
Cellular component (GO): external side of plasma membrane
Source: RefSeq, a predicted model, not a curated record